Molecule: messenger RNA, 4788 nt
Organism: Zophobas morio
Lineage: Eukaryota; Metazoa; Arthropoda; Insecta; Coleoptera; Tenebrionidae
Exons: 7
Coding region: 1-4590 (1529 amino acids)
Molecular function (GO): RNA uridylyltransferase activity
Source: RefSeq, a predicted model, not a curated record
AUGGCUACAAGGGGGUACAAGCAAGUAAUAGAUUGCAGGAUUUGUAAAAAUCGCGUGCUUUCGUCAGUAUGGAAGAUGCACGUUAUGGGGAAGAAGCACAUGCAUUAUACUCCUCAUAAAAUUACAGUCACUGGUGGUUUUGACAGUAAUAGAAUUGGCGACGUUCAUAAUUAUUUCAGUCAAUUCGGUACUAUAGGAACUAAAAAAGUCACGGAACAUGAUGGGAAAAUCGCAAUUGAUUACAUUUUUCAGGAUAAGAGGGCUCACUCCCUAAUCAUUUAUAAAGUACACAAUUUAUUUAAUCAGGAGUUGAAAGUCACGUGGGAUCAGGUCACCACGCCUCUUCCACAUCCCACAAACGCGGCUUUGAAUUCAAAGAAUCAAAGAAUUAAUUUGAGGGCCAAUCAAGCUGCUGUGGGGCGUAAAGGAUCGUUUAAAAAGUCUGAUUCUGAAGGCUCCCGACAGGCCAUGAUAGACAGCCUAACAGAAACCCAGUCUUUCACCGACCAGGUCUUACUUUUACAAACGAAACUACAAAUCAACAAGAUCGCAAACGAGAAAAAGAGAAAACUAAUCCAUGACGAUUUAACAACAGCUCUAACUCCCAUGUUCGCCCUCAACAAAAUCUACUUCUUCGGGUCAAGCGUGACAGGUCUGGACGUGCAAGGCAGCGACUUGGAUGUCUACAUAGCCAACGUCCGAGAACAAAAUCGCCCAGAGGUACAAACUCUAAAAAUAGUUCGAAACCUAAUUUUCAAAUGUCGCAAAUUCUGCGAUGUUUUAUUAAUCUCGGGGGCCAAAAUCCCGAUUAUCAAGUGCAUACAUACGAAAACCCAAAUCUGUUGCGACUUGAACAUAAAAAACAAGCUCUCUGUGUGUAAUAGUCAGCUGAUCAGGUACUACUUAAGUCUGGACGACAAGAUGCGCCCUCUGAUGGUUAUGGUUAAGUUCUGGGCGGAUUUGUACGAUUUGAAGAAAGUGAAUUUCUUCUCGAGCUACGCGCUAUAUAUGAUGGUGAUUUUUUACCUGCAGCAUGAACCGUACAAGAUACCGUCGGUGAAGGACUUGCAGAGGGAUAUCGCUGCGAAUAUCGUUGACGGGUGGAAUUGCGCCUUCGAGCUUCAGGGGUUUGCGAAUUCGGCGCUUAAGAACGAAUCGUUGGUGAAUUUAGUGGCAGGCUUUUUCAGAUUUUACAGUCGGUUUGACUACACGUCAAAAGUGAUUUCGGUUUUCAUGGGCACCGGGAUCGACAAGACACGUUUCGUGAAACCCUGCAGGCUGCCGAGUUGUUAUCAGCUAUAUGUUAACCAUAAAGACUCGCUGCUUGUCAAUUCUGGGAUCUGUAUACAGGACCCCUUUGAGCACGCUAGGAAUGUGGCGGCGUCUGUGCCUCUCCAGUGCGUAGGGAGAUUCAUCCACAUGUGUCGCAGCUCCCUAAGAUUGAUGGAGAACGGCGAAAGCGACUUGCAUAGCGUGCUUACACAAAAAGUUCCUUCUGAGUAUAAAAUUGAAAUUCAGAAAGCCGACGACGGUACGGAGGACGAGGACUGGGUCAAAUAUGUUAACGACCUAGUUCAUAAAAUUUUGGCUGAUAUUAUGAAUAUGAAAACGACGCAGACGCGCCACGGAAACCACGAAAGUUUCACUUGUAACAGUGAGCACGAUAUUUUUGACGGGAGGAUAAAUAUUUUGAGGAAUUUGACUGAGCUGCCGCCGGGCACGAAAGAUAUUGAUAAGGAAAUUGCCGCCACUAAGUGCAUUGUUAAAUAUUUACACCAACCUUUGCUCGUUGGGUUUUCGUUACAAAUGGAAUUUAAACGUGACCCGUGUCGAGUUAAUAUCACGCUGAGUCCUCUGAACAAACGGUGCAAGAACUUUUUGCACGCGUGCUUUUUCUUCCACGUGAGGUUGGAAAGAUAUCUGGCACCUGAAGUAGAGUCAGAUUUGCUGGCUGCAGAGGUUGACGAAGACCCCGCAGUAUCGGCCGUUACCCCGGAGCCCCCCUUGGACGUGAUGACUCAGAAAAGCGAUAAAUCCGAUAGCAACAAAGUGGGCGACGCUUCUUCAGGUAAGCAGGUAUCGGGGGGUGACGAGACAAACGAAAGUCGCACCGAUGGCGGCGGAACGUCAAAAUCCGGCGAAGAAAAACCUUCCUUUGAAGACGAAGAAGAAGACGUCCCUGCCGAUUUCUUCGAUGACUUCUCCAACCAAGAUUUUAUGGAUGGUUUAGACAUCGUGGACGCCUGGGAUGAAGACAAGAUAGGUGAAUCGGAGACUGGCAACAGUACGCGAUCAUCCGACAAGAAAAAGAGGACCCAUUCCCCGAUCAGGUUUGUCAGCAAGUCGCCGGAGCGGCGUUCCCGAAAGCACGCACGUUCACGAUCCAAGUCCCUCACCAGACGUUACGUCAAGCGGUCGAGCUCUCACAGCAAAAAGCGGUCUAGGUCGCGCUCUCGCGAGAAAAUCCGCAUGAGCGAUCGACGCGACCCCGAAAAAACGAAGCGAGACAUCCACAAGGACAAAAUCAAGGUAGCGAAAGACAGGGAGCAGAAGUUGGUGAACGACAAGCUAAGAAUAGUGGAGACGGGUUUGGUCCCCCCUGGAAUGGAAAUGGAAGCUGAUAUCAACACGAUUUUGCGAAAGGAGAAGGACAGGCAGCGCUCGGCCACCGGGAGCAGCGUGGAGAAAUCCCGCGAGCCGAAACUCUCCAGAGAAAGGGAGCGAGAGCGCGAACGGGAGCGCCGGUUCUUGCUGCGGAGCGCCAGCCGAGAGCAGGUGCGCAAACUCGUGCGGUACUCCCCGAGCCCGCCGCUCACGUACCGCGCCCGCCCGCGCGAACGGGAGCCGCUUUACCGCCCCCGCAAGCGCACCUCGAGCAUGGACUCGAACCUGUCCGAGCGCGAGCUCUGGAUCCGCUCGACGCGCAAACGCAGCCGCUCCCGUGACUCGCCGCUUCGCCGCGCUAAGGCGAAAAAGUACGAGGAGAAAAAAAAGAAAACCUUCUUGGAGGAGAUCCGGGAUAAGCUGAACGAGACGCGGACGCCGCUGCAGAUCCAGCCCAACUACGGGAUGCAGCAGUACGCCGCCGCGCAGGCCCCUGCUCCCGUGCCCGCCCCCGCCCAGUACUUCCCGCCGACCCCGACUCCGCAGCAGUACGACCAGAGCUUCUUCAUCGGGGACGCGUACCAGAGCGUGAGCCAGCCGAGCAUGGUUAUGGGGCAGCCGAUGCGGUUCAACGUGGCCGGAGGCGGGGGCGUGAUGCAGGUGCAUCCGGUGCAGCACGUGCAGCCGGUCCAAGCGCCGCCGCCACCGGCCGCUCCCGCCCAGGCUAAGUUGCCGCCGAUCAUAAAGCCGCAGGCGCUCGUUUCGCCUAAGAUUAAUAUUUUGAGUGACAUUACGGUGAAAGCGAAGGUCGCAGAAGCGAAAAAAGAGCCGCCGAGGGAGAGCACGGAGGAUAUCGAUAAACUGUUUGCCGACAAGAAGAUUUCUCUUUCUGAUUUUCUGACUAUCACUGCUAAGUGUGAAGUUCAAUCUUCAAGCCCCGAGCACCUGCAGAAAAAAAUCAAGGUAAUAUCUCGGUGUCAAGACGCAGUCAAGGCGAUGAGCGACGACCGCAAGUUCAACGGAAGACUGUCGGUGAAGCCGUCCUUCGAGCACAGGAACAAAGCGGACAGCAAGUAUCAGUCGCCCUUGCGCCGAAUACCCGUCGUGCGCUUCCAGUUCACUUCGCCGAUGAAAACGUCCGACGAAAUGGACAGUUUCUCCGUAGCCCUCGACAAAAUCCUCCAAAAAAUCGGGGUUUUGAAAGAAACGGUGGACGUUGAGGCGACGGCUGAAACCGUACCGAACUGGUCCAACAGCUCGUUCGCCGACGAAGAAACCGUCGCGUUGACGCUGAAAGCGUCGCUUUUGAACACGAAGAGAGUCGAUGCGGCGAGGAGUGAGUGUGAGGAGUGCAGAAAACGUAAAAUGAAAAGUUUCGCGGAAGUGGGAUCUCAGUGUGUGGACAAUAACGAUAGGGUGACCGUGGCGACGCAAGUGACCGAGGAGGAUUUGAAUCCGACGAAGGGACUGCCGAAGAACGACUCGAUAGCGUACUUGACGCCUGCGCAGCUGCUGGGGAAGGAAAUCCAGAAGGAGAAGGAGAGAGAGAUGGAAGUGGAGGUGACGGCGGCGGCGGCGGCGGCGACUCCCGAAAAGGUCGCGGAAAAGAAGAUCGAGAGUCCGGUGGGCGCACCGCCGAAGAUGAAAGCCAAGCCGCCGACUUUUAAAACUAGAGGGGCGUUCCGAAAAACUCUCAGGGACCGGCCGAUUAAUAACUACUAUGAGUAUGACCAUGAGGAGUUUUAUGAUGUAGGGCCGACGAUGUAUGAGGAUCCCAGAGAGAAUUUCGGACGGCGGUACGGAGGCCCGCCGGGACUGCCUCGAACACCUCAGACUCGCUUCCCGAGACCGUCGUAUAUCGAAGACGAGGAAAUGGCGCCGAUGCACCCGCACAGACUACAUCAGUUCGUCGAAGAAGAAGGGAACUUCACGGACUUCGCUCAACCCUUCAGGGGCGGCAGAGGUGGCAGAUUUCCUAGAUAUUAAGUGCUUUGUACAUUUUCAUUAAACUUGAUAUUACUUCACUGUUAUGUCAAACGUUGUUGGAGUUUUGAGUUCCUAGUGAUACAGAACAUUCGAACCAAAAACUUUCCGUAUUUGACCCUAUAUGUUACGUUAAGCGUAGAACUUAAUUUUCUUAUGUUAAUAAUCUGUUAUCGUGUAUGAAUAAACAGAAGCAUGCUU